Molecule: messenger RNA, 1050 nt
Organism: Iphiclides podalirius (scarce swallowtail)
Lineage: Eukaryota; Metazoa; Arthropoda; Insecta; Lepidoptera; Papilionidae
Source: the annotation of a GenBank genome assembly
AUGGUAUCGGCAAAUGAUAAUGACCUGACCGCUGAAGAACCUCAAAAAGGAUCACGAUUCCUCCCAUUUUUCGAGAUAAAGCGUUUCGAUAGUAGACCAAGCGGAGGCCUAGCGCAAGGUCCCGGAGGAUUGCCGCCUUUAACAUCGGUACCAAUUGCGGGAGAAAGGUGCUCAGCGAGGUUGGAAUCUGCUUUGAACCAGCUUAAAAGCAGAAAGAGGUCUCAACCAAAGAAUUUAGAUAUGCCUCUGAGCCAGAGCAUCGAACUCAAUGGGUACAGUGUGCAUCAGCAGAUGCGGAGCGCGCCGGUCGAUAUGUACGUAACGAGAAUGAGAGUCCGGCUGCCGCAGAACAGCAACUGGGUGAGGGUCGAGAGGUGCUACUUCGACCCGAGGAACGUGUCACUGGACACGAUGCUACUGUUCCACGACAUCACGAUCAGCGGCAAAGUUGACUUGUACGGUGGCAACGAGCUAGACAGAGCGUCGAGGAGAAUCCGGGGGAAUUACGCGGACCGCGGCUCAGAGCCCCACCAAAGGACGAGGGGUGACGGCUGCAACAUGAUCCUCAGGCUACGGAAGGCCGGCAUCGGUUUCCACACGACGCCGCUAAACCAGCAGCCGGGCAGGUUCAACGUGAAGACCGACUCGGAGUUUGUCGAGCCGGGGUUCAUGAGCGUGUACGCGUACGGAUGCGAGAAGUACAUAAACAGGAACUCUAUCGGAAACAAGGACAACCUGCCCCUGAAGCGGAAGAGGCGAUCGGACGAGUUCACCUUCGAUCCUCGGCUGGAGACCGCACACAGUGACUUUCUAGAGCAGCCCUCCGACGUGUGGAGAACCUACGAGCCGCCCAGUAGGGUCAACUACGAAAGGAGCAAGCUGUUCAGGCCCGACGACGAUUUGGACGAAGUGGAGGACAUUUCUAGGGAAAUGGAGGACAUAUUCACGAAAGGGAUCCGGACUCUUUUGACCACCUAUAUGAAAAAAGAACUGCAGCCGGCAAUUAAAGACACCCUAAUGAGAAAUAUGGGCUACGUUGUGUCGUAUGGA